Molecule: messenger RNA, 4790 nt
Organism: Colius striatus (speckled mousebird)
Lineage: Eukaryota; Metazoa; Chordata; Aves; Coliiformes; Coliidae
Gene: FIG4
Product: FIG4 phosphoinositide 5-phosphatase
Exons: 23
Coding region: 1-3246 (1081 amino acids)
Biological process (GO): phosphatidylinositol dephosphorylation
Cellular component (GO): intracellular membrane-bounded organelle
Molecular function (GO): phosphatidylinositol-3,5-bisphosphate 5-phosphatase activity
Source: RefSeq, a predicted model, not a curated record
AUGUACCCUAGUAGCCCGGACAACCGAAGAGCACCGCCCCCUUCCCUUCGCCCCACCCCUCGCAAGGCGGAUGAAGGCAGAGCAGGCAGGGGGCGCUGGGGCUCCCACGGGCGGGGAUGGGGCUUCGGAGCUGUUCCUGGUGCUGACCUGGCGGGCAGACCCACCGCCCCCGCCCCGCCUGCUCUCGUGGCCCUCCCCCGCCACGCCGGGAGCCGCGCUGCCGAAGGGCCGCGCGUGAUACAGCUCUCCGGCCCCCACUGGGCGGCGGCGCAGGCGCAUUCUCACCCGCCAACCCACGCGCCUGCGCAGUACUGCGCCGGCACUUCCGCCUUCCCUCUGUCCCGUCCCGGCCGAGGGCGACUGGGGCUUGUUCUCCGUCCUCAGCCCCGUCGUGUACCAUCCCCUGCCCCGCUCCCGCAGGAGCUCAGCUUUUCCCUCGGCUGCAGACGGGCAGCAGCUCCACUCCUCCUGCCCUCGCCGUGCAGGGCUGGGCCCAAGCCCCGCGCGGCAGCCAUGCCGCCGGCGGCAGCCGCCGCCCCCAUGAUCAGCUCAGUGCAGAAGCUGGUGCUGUACGAGACCAGGGCUAGAUAUUUUCUCGUUGGAAGUAAUCCUGCAGAGACCAAAUACCGUGUUUUGAAAAUAGAUCGCACUGAACCAAAGGAUUUGGUUAUAAUCGAUGAUAAGCAUGUGUAUACGCAACAAGAAGUGAGGGAACUUCUUGGCCGUUUAGACCUGGGAAACAGAACAAAGAUUGGGCAGAAGGGUUCUUCUGGAUUAUCUCGAGCUGUCUCUGCUUUUGGUGUAGUAGGGUUUGUCAGGUUUUUAGAAGGCUACUACAUUGUGCUAAUAACAAAAAGAAGAAAAAUGGCAGAUAUUGGAGGUCAUGCAAUAUACAAAAUAGAAGACACAAAUAUGAUCUACAUUCCAAAUGACUCUGUAAGGGUUACUCAUCCUGAUGAAGCCAGGUAUCUGAGAAUCUUUCAAAAUGUGGACCUUUCUAGCAACUUCUAUUUUAGUUACAGCUAUGAUCUAUCUCACUCCCUUCAGUAUAAUCUUACUGUCCUGAGAAUGCCACUUGAGACAUUAAAAACUGAAACAACCCAAACUCGACAAGAGAGUUUUGAUAUAUUUGAAGAUGAAGGACUUCCAACACAGGGUGGAAGUGGUGUAUUUGGGAUUUGCAGUAAGCCUUAUGAAAAGUAUGUGUGGAAUGGCAAGCUUCUGGAGGCUGUAAAAAAUACUGUUCAUCGUGACUGGCUGCUGUAUAUUAUUCAUGGAUUCUGUGGACAAUCAAAACUGUUAAUAUACGGUCGGCCUAUAUAUGUCACUCUGAUAGCCAGAAGAUCAAGCAAAUUUGCUGGAACACGUUUUCUGAAACGAGGAGCAAACUGUGAGGGAGAUGUUGCUAAUGAAGUGGAAACUGAACAAAUUCUUUAUGAUGCUUCAGUUAUGUCAUUUUCUGCGGGGAGUUAUUCUUCCUAUGUUCAAGUUCGAGGAUCUGUUCCUCUGUACUGGUCUCAAGAUAUUUCAACUAUGAUGCCUAAGCCACCCAUAACAUUGGACCAAGCAGAUCCUUUUGCACAUGUUGCUGCUCUUCACUUCGACCAAAUGCUUCAGAGAUUUGGCUCUCCCAUUAUUAUUUUAAAUCUUGUGAAGGAGCGUGAAAAAAGAAAGCAUGAAAGAAUUCUCAGUGAAGAACUUGUUGCUGCUGUGACAUAUCUCAACCAGUUCUUACCCCCAGAGCAUGCAAUUAUAUAUAUACCCUGGGAUAUGGCCAAAUACACAAAAAGCAAACUUUGCAACGUCCUUGAUAGACUGAAUGUGAUUGCAGAAAGUGUAGUAAAGAAGACUGGAUUUUUUGUAAAUCGACCUGAUUCCUACUGCAGUAUCUUACGCCCAGAUGAAAAGUGGAACGAGCUGGGAGGUUCUGUUGUUUCCACCGGACGCUUGCAGACUGGAGUACUCCGAACCAAUUGUGUGGAUUGUUUAGAUCGCACUAACACAGCCCAGUUUAUGGUGGGAAAAUGUGCUUUGGCAUACCAACUCUAUUCAUUGGGCCUGAUUGAUAAACCAAACUUACAAUUUGAUACGGAUGCUGUUAGAUUAUUUGAAGAAUUAUAUGAAGAUCACGGAGACACGCUUUCUCUGCAAUAUGGAGGUUCUCAGCUUGUCCACAGAGUUAAAACCUAUAGAAAAAUAGCUCCAUGGACUCAGCAUUCCAAAGAUAUCAUGCAAACACUCUCAAGAUAUUAUAGUAAUGCUUUCUCAGAUGCAGACAGGCAAGAUUCUAUCAAUCUUUUUCUGGGAGUAUUCAAGCCUACAGAAGGAAAACCUCAUCUCUGGGAACUUCCCACUGAUUUUUAUUUGCAUCACAAGAACACCCUCAGUCUGGCACAGACCAGGAGAAGCUAUACUUACUGGUGGACGACAGGUGUGCUAAAGCAUCUACCUCUUCCUUUUGAUGAAGUGACAUGUAUAGAAAACAGACGCAAGUUGACAGUGAAGAAAUUCCACAAGUAUGAAGAGGAAAUUGAUAUCCACAAUGAAUUUUUUCGGCCGUAUGAGUUGAGCAGUUUUGAUGAGACUUUCUGUUUGGCAAUGACCAAUUCUACACGAGAUUUUAUGCCUAAGAAUGUGGGGAUUGAUCCAAGUCCAUUUACUGUUCGUAAACCUGAUGAAACUGGAAAAUCAGUGUUGGGGAACAAAAGUAAUAGAGAAGAAACUGUGCUUCAGCGCAAAACAGCAGCUAGUGCUCCUCCACCCCCAAGUGAGGAAGCAGUGUCAAGUAGUUCUGAAGAUGAUUCUGGGACAGACAAAGAAGAUGAAGGUGCUGUUUCUCAACGUUCAACUCCAGUAAAGGUGACUGAUACAGGAGACAACACAAAAAUCACAGAGAAUGUAGUUCAAUCAACAAAAGAUGUGUAUGGAGUCAAUCUUUCAGAUGUUCCUUCAGAAGAUGAUCUUGCAAUAUACACUAGGUUUGUUCAGCUGGGACAGAGUCAGCAUAAACAAGACAAGAGCAGUCAGCAAAGUUGCUCAAAACUUCCCUUGGAUAAGGUUAUAAAUUUAAUACCCAUCUCCUCUUUUUCUCAAGACAAUAUUUAUGAAGUCCAGCCUCCACGAGCUGAUAGGAAAUCAAUAGAGAUUUUUCAUGCACACAUUCAGGCUGGAAGAGGAAACAUGCAGCCCCUGGGAAAAGAUGACUUCCUCAUGUACAGGGAAUACAUUCGAAACAGAUACCUGUAAAUACAAGCUGGAUUCUCCUGCCAAGCCUACGGUACUGAUAGGUCAUCAAAAUAGUUUUAGAAAGGAAAUCUAGUUUUGUUAUUUUGAAGUAAUAAAUUUAUUAUCUAAUAUUUCUGUUUAUUAUUUGUUGCUAUUAUCCAUUUGCAACAUCAUGCUUGAAAAAAGUUAUUUGAUACCUGCUUUUCUGCUGAAAAACAAAGUGUAUCUUCAAGGACUAAGUGAAUAAUCAGACCAUCUACAGUUGCUGAAGAGUACAUAACAAUUUAUGGUGAAGAAAAUAUUGCAUCUUUAGGUUUUUAUCUUAAUUUCUUACCUUAUUAUGUUGGCUAAUAAAGCUGAAGUGACUUAUACAGACAAUAGUUGUCUUCUUUGUUCCAUGACAGCAGUCUAUUUUUUUACAGCAGAAUGUUUUCUGAUAUUUCUUGAGAUUUUUAGCAAACUGAGUGCUAAAAUGGCUGCUUGUAAUUUGCUGCUUUCUUAAAUAAAACUGAAAAGUAUGUGACAUGUCAAAAUCAAAUUUGCAUCAAGAUACCCACCCUUUAGAUAUUUGUAAAUAUUAAUAAGAUCCCCCCUCAGCCUUUUCUAGACUAAACAGCCCCAGUUCCCGCAGCCUUUCCUCAUAUGAAAGACAUUCCAGUCCCCUGGUCAUCUUGGUGGUCCUGUGCUGGACUCUCUCCAGAAGUUCUCUGUCCCUCUUGAGCUGAGGAGCCCUGAACUGGACACAGGACUCCAGAUGAGGCCUCACCAGGGCAGAGUAGAGGGGAUGCAGAACCUCCCUUGACCUACUGGCUACACUCUUCUUGAUCCAUCCGGUCAUUUUUCUUGUAAGACAGGCAUUAUCCUUUUUGCAGCAGACUCCAUCCCUGUGUUUGUGCUCCUGUGAGAUACUUUUGGGUUCAAGCCUCCCAAGAAAUCAGUAUCUGUAAGUGACAUACAGAGACUGAAUCAGCUUGAGUCAUGCAAGAGGAAGCAGUGCUUGGGUUAGGCAGGACUGAACAUCGUGCCCAGUGCUAGGUAAGAAGUGGGAAAGCAGCAGGACUCUGAAAUUUAUUUAGUUUGGGCUUGUGAUUAAAACGUUUCUCAAACUUAAAAAAAAGGAAGAGAAGUCUAUUAUUUGCAAUUGCAAGCUAAAAUCCCAACGCUACUUUCUAGUCCUUUGCCUUUAAAAAUGCUGACAGUAUCAGCAGCAUCCUUGACAAACCAUGUUAUUCUGCAAGCUUCUGGUACAGACCAUAUUUUCUGGAAUAACUGUUUUAGAGAUGUCAGCCAACUACUUGUACUAGAUGUAGAGAACAUGUUUGUGUUCAUAGUAAAUCUCUUGCAGGCAGCUCCUGCAGAUUCUUGGCUGCAUGCUGCAAACAUAUUCUGAAUGUUUCAAUAUUUUAUGCAGUAAGUUGCCCUUUCAUCAGUAAUUCAAUAUAAGAAAAGAUGCAGUGGAUAAAGGGAAGAGAGAGAAGUUUCUUGUGACAGAAGUUCAUGUGUUUCGGGGAGUGACUUGUAUGCAGUCAGUGAAAGAACAUGGCACCUCAAGCUACCCUGUCAUU